This is a messenger RNA of Nicotiana tabacum (common tobacco), 867 nucleotides long. RefSeq lists its product as uncharacterized. Lineage: Eukaryota; Viridiplantae; Streptophyta; Magnoliopsida; Solanales; Solanaceae. The record is from RefSeq and is a predicted model, not a curated record.
AUGGCAAUUGAUAUGAUCUCAGAAGCUCCAACUCUAGUAACAAGUCCAAGAAUUUCUUUUUCUGAUGAUCUUAGUCAAAAAGAUUCUAAUGCAAAUUCUUCUGCUGAAAAAUUCCCAUUAAUUUGCUCAGAUUCUAAUUCUGAAUUCGAUUUCUGUAUUACCAACAACACAAAUACAGAAACUUCUUCAGCAGAUGAGCUUUUCUUAGACGGCUUAAUUCGACCUCUUCAACUACAAGAAAAAUAUGUCACUAUAAACCAAGAAAUCUUGAAAAAUAUAUCCAAGACUCAACCUUUAAAUUCUCCUCCAAAUCAACCAACCCCAAAUGAAAGUUCAAACCAAGAAAUCUUGAAACAAAAGGAUCAAAGCAAAUCCUUUUGGCGCAUAAGGAGAAGUAGUAGUCUUCAUUGUGUUAAUAGCCACAAAAAAAGCUCAUUUUGGUCUUUACCUUUACUAUCACGUAGCAAUUCUACAGGCUCAGAAGGUCAGAAAAACAAUGCACAAUUCAAGAAAAUGAAGAAUAUGAAUACAUCUGCAGCUAAUUUUUACACAUUUCCAUCAUCACAAAAGCCACCAUUGAGAAAGAAUUAUGGAUUAGGGCAUAAUUAUGGUAAUGGGGUUUGCAUUCAUCCUGUUUUGAAUGUGCCACCUACUUUUAUUACUAAGGGUACUGCUAAUCUCUUUGGUUUGGGGUCUUUUUUUGCCAAUGGAAAAGAAAACAAGGACGUUUUAUCUGAUUACUGCAUGUCUUUAACGCCUAAGAAUCCUGCAUAUGCUGAUUCUGCAGUUGCUGUACUUCUACUUACAUUUGGGCCAACAGGUCGUAAUAGUGUCCGCUUUCCAUUUGGAAAUCCUCAGCCUGCUUAA